Molecule: messenger RNA, 1685 nt
Organism: Oryzias latipes (Japanese medaka)
Lineage: Eukaryota; Metazoa; Chordata; Actinopteri; Beloniformes; Adrianichthyidae
Gene: wbp4
Product: WW domain binding protein 4
Biological process (GO): mRNA splicing, via spliceosome
Cellular component (GO): precatalytic spliceosome; nucleus
Molecular function (GO): RNA binding; zinc ion binding; protein binding
Source: RefSeq, a predicted model, not a curated record
CCGACUUGAUCGAUUUUGAAGUGGCGACAAUUGAUGACGUAAUCAUCAUUGGACAGUGUUUUCUUGUGCUAUAGAAGAUUUUUUGUUUUCUUUUGAAGCGUUGUUCUAAAAAAAAAAAAAUAGCUGCAUUUUGACUACAUAUUAUAAAAUGGCUGACUACUGGAAGUCACAACCAAGAAAAUUCUGCCAAUAUUGCAAAUGCUGGAUUGCCGACAAUAAGCCGAGCAUCGAGUUCCACGAGAGAGGCAAGAAUCACAAAGAAAAUGUGGCAGCAAAAAUAUCAGAGAUCAAAAAGAAGAGCAUCCAAAAGGCAAAGCAAGAGGAGCGCAUGUCCAAACAGUUUGCAGCCAUGGAGGAGGCAGCCGUCAAGGCCUACGAGGAAGAUCUGAAGAGGAUGGAGAGGGAAUCCCAAGGAUUCAGUUACCCGGUCAAAGCACCCACUUCGCAGCCGCAGCCUUUGGUAAUGCCACCUAAAGCAGCGCCGCAACAUCAGCCCAGAAAACAGCAAAAGAAAAAAGAAAAAAUGAGCAGGAAACCCAGAGAGCAGCCCACAGCACGAGUUUGGGUGGAGGGAUUCGCAGAGAAUGGACACAUGUAUUAUUAUAACACAAUAACUGGAGAAUCUCAGUGGGAGAAACCAGCUGAUCCCCCAGGAGAACCUUCAACUUUUGUCCCGCCUGAGAGAUCUUUCAGUUCUGCUUGGAUGCCAGCUGUUAGUCCCGAAGGCUUCACGUACUACUACAACCCAGAAACUGGAGAGUCCAGCUGGGAAAAGCCUGCAGAUUUCUCCUCUGGUGAUCCGUCUGGAGCAAACAAAACGGAGGAGGAGAGCAAAGAGGAGCCUUUGGCCCCCCAGCCGGAGCCACUUUCUGGAGGGGCGGAAAGCUCCAACGGAGCAAAUCAGGAGGAGGCACGGGUCCCAGAAGAAGCCAGCCAGCAGUCAACAGUCCCAAAGAUCAGUUUCAGGAAGAGAAAAGCUGAACCUGAGCCCACCGAAAAGGAGGAAGAGGAUAAAGUCGACGACGAUGGUCCUAAGGAGGAAGAAAAAGAGAUCAAACAAGAGGAAGAGGCGAAAGCCACAACAGCUGAAGCUGAGAAGAUAGAAGAGAAGGCGACGCCAGUACAGGCGCCAGUCCAGACGCAACCCAGAAGACGGAGAGCUGCUAAUCCAUAUGGGGCCUGGGAAAAGGUCAAGCAGGAAAAGGACCCGUAUGCUAAUGUGGACCUACAGCUGCCACAGGUGGAGGCGAGCACGGCCAGCGCUCCAACCGAACUCCCCCCAGAGCCCAAGCCGAAGUUCAAGGAGCGCAUCAUCACUUCCCUCGGGGAAGAAGGCGGACCCGCUUCGUUUAGGAAACCCAAAUCACAGAACGGCAAAUCCAGGAGCCUCAGACAGAGAGACGAAGACGACUGAAAACUUCAGAUUGAGACUUUAUACACAAAUAAAACUUGUUUUUUUUUAUAUGUUGAUCCAUUUAAUUCACAUAUUUAUUUGUGAAAUCUAAAGUUUAAACCCUGCUUAACCAGAACCAUUGAAAUUAGGCCAUUUUUUUAACAAAUAAGAGAAUUUUUGUAAUUGUUUUUUCUUCUUCAGAUUUCUGUCAUUUAGAUACAGCUUCGUAUUUUCUUAACUUUUAGUUUUAUUUACAUAAAGUGCUUUGCCAAUAAAGAGCAGUAAAAACACA